GAAGAGCGCGUGCGCGGAGAGGACGGCGUGAGCGCGCUCAGAGCGGCGAAUCAGUCCGGAUCACAUGAACCUGCUUUACAGAUCGCUGCUCUGAAAUGAAGUCUACAGCCGUGGACGAUUCUCUGUUCACAGCCAGUUACUGCAGAGUCUGCAGCGCUCAGCUCAUCUCCCAUUCUCAGAGAGUAGCUCACUACAAGAGUCGAAAACAUGCGAAUAAAGUGCGUCUGUACUACAUGCUUCAUCCAGUGGACGGAGGCUGUCCUGCCAAGAAACUCCGCACAGAUAAUGGAAGCGAGGAUGGAGAUGUGGAUAAGAAUAAGUGCUGCACGCUGUGUAACAUGUCCUUCACCUCUGCCGUGGUGGCACAGUCUCACUAUCAGGGCAAAAUCCAUGCUAAGAGGCUAAAGCUACUGCUGGGGGAAACAACCUCCAUCGCAACCACAGACUCACCAGGUCGGCCAGAGCAGGUGGUGACUGAUGUGUCCAUGGUCAGCCCUCUAACACAGACGCCGCUAUCCCUGCAGUUCUGCCUGAUGUGUAAGGCCUGCUUCAACAACCCCGGCAUGGCGCAGCAGCACUACAGUGGCAAGAAGCACAAAAAGAACACAGCACAAGCAUUCCUGCUGGCACAGCUCGGAGAAACGCUGGACACACAGCACACUAACGUGCUGAAGCAGAACCGGAUGUGUGAGGUGUGCAGUGUAACUCUGAACUCUGUGGCUCAAUACCACGCUCACCUACAGGGGUCCAAACACCAGAACAAUUUAAAAAACAAGUGAAGAUUAAGUUCAUGCUGGAGUGCAGAAGGAGUGUUCUCCUACAAAUGCUGAUGAAACCUCAAGGAGACCUUGGCGAGUGCAAACGCACCCACAGUGAUCAUAACUGCAUAAUGAUGAGCUGAAAUCUGCAAUUUGUUAUAUAUUUUAGCUGUUCUUGACUCAUUUGUAUAGAUAUAAAUGAAACAUUUUAAAAAGGUUCUGAAUGUCAAAUUGGUAAUUCUGUACAUGUGAACAGAUGAAGAGCCGUUUUAAUCACUUUAAUCAGUUUUAAUUUAUAUAUAUAUUUCAGUGUAUUCAUGUGGUUCUGACUCAAAUGGUCUGACAUGAUUUUAUGUCUGAAACCUUUAAAAUAAAAUCCACGUUGCAAAACAAGGCAACAUUAAA
Messenger RNA from Pygocentrus nattereri (red-bellied piranha), 1163 nucleotides. Its product is annotated as zinc finger matrin-type protein 4-like. Gene Ontology annotation, molecular function: nucleic acid binding; zinc ion binding. NCBI's taxonomy places the organism in Eukaryota, Metazoa, Chordata, Actinopteri, Characiformes, Serrasalmidae. The transcript is spliced from 7 exons. The coding region runs from base 96 to 779 and encodes 227 amino acids. The record is from RefSeq and is a predicted model, not a curated record.